Iphiclides podalirius (scarce swallowtail) is the source of this 3855-nucleotide messenger RNA. The record is from the annotation of a GenBank genome assembly. Lineage: Eukaryota; Metazoa; Arthropoda; Insecta; Lepidoptera; Papilionidae.
AUGAAUAUGUCUGUCACGGAUUUAUCUGUGGGAUGUCGUUUUGCUGAUUAUUUCGCGAUAUGUGGACUAGACUUUGAUUCUGGAUUGGAACCUGAUAGACUUUGUGGUGACAAUUUACAUAUAUCUCCGUUAGAUCGUUCUUACAAAGGAAAAGUUUUAGCUCACUAUCCUGAAAACAUUCAUAGCAAUCCAUUUCAUGAACAUGCAGUGUGUAUGGCAAUGUAUAUCACAGAACUUUCAAGUGGACAGACACCACCAGGCCACAGAAAAAGUUCUGGCAAAGAGAGCUCUAGAUCUUUACCUAGAUCAUUUAAACUUGCCCCGCACACUGGUGCUGCACUGACAUACUAUGACAUAACCAAAGAUAAACUGUAUGUUGCUAAAAGCAUAGCUCUUAUAUGUCAAUAUCCCUAUGUUAGGGUAGCACAAUUAUUUUUAGAGAAUUUAUUUAGAUCACUGCCAAGGCAACCAGGGCCUGGACUUAGCCCAGAGUCCUAUGUAUACAAUUUGUUGUAUGAAGUGCCUGUACCUCUACCUGGUCAGGCCCUACGAUUGUAUGUUCCACCAUCGGAACCACAUCUAGAACCAAUCCCAGUUGUGAUAAGAAUGCCAAAUCCUCCAGAUGAGUUACCACUUCUUGAUUAUCCUUUGCGUGUGAUGUUCUCGACUUUAGGUGUUGAAUGUGUAGUACAGUUGUUCACUUGUGUGCUUUUGGAGCAUCAAGUCUUGCUUAGAUCCAGUGAUUAUAACAAGUUAAUGCUGGUAUCGGAAUGUAUAGUCUCUCUUUUACUUCCAUUUUCUUGGGCUCAUGUGUAUGUUCCAAUUUUACCAGCGCCUUUGUACCACUUUCUUGAUGCACCUGUUCCUUUUGUAAUGGGCCUGCACGCGGACAGCUUGGCCAUUAGCAUUGGCCCGAAUGGGCCUAGAAACUUCGCUCUCGGCUCCGAGGCAGCACUCUGUUUAGUUGAUAUCGACAAACCUGACAUACAAUUGCCAGAGGAACUGCCGAUAUUUCCCCACAGGACGCCAUUUAUUGAGGAGCUGAAUCACGUUUUAGAUAAACACCAGAUCCAAAGACCAGAGACAGAACCCACCAAACUUGGGGUGCCUUUAAACGGAACCACUUACAAGCAUAUGAGCGAUGGUAUGAGCAGUAGCUGCACUUUACCAUCUGGCGGGCUGCGGAGGAAGCACUCGUUCCAUGACGUGCUGGAGUGGGACGAGGGGCGGCCGCUGAACGCGUCGCCGCCCGGCUCGCCCUCGCCCACGCGGAGGGCGCCCCGGCGCAUGGACGCGCUGCAGCGGAUCGUGGACAUCGUGAAGCGCACUGGCGUGAACAUUGACGACGUCGAUGCGGACACGGUGAUGCCGACGACGAAGAAGAAAGUACUGAACGAUGAAGAACAAUACAACGAGGACAUUCGUUUCAACAUCGCCAUCAGGGAAACGUUCCUCAACAGAUUUGUUCACAUGUUCCUCAUGUACGAGAAUUUCGUGAUAAUGCCCGACCAGGACCGUGAAUCGUGGCUCUCGUCGCGCGAGUCCAUGGUGAAUUUCGACAAGGCGUCGUUCCUAUCGGACCAGCCGCAGCGGCACCGGCCCUUCCUCUCGCGCUUCCUAGAGACCCAGAUGUUCGCCACGCUCGUGGACAACAAGAUCAUGGCCAACUGGGGCGACUGCGACGUCAACCUGCAGGUGUUCGAGCACCGCAUCAAGGCCGUCAGGCGUCGCCUGGGCGAGGGGGGUAUGGCGACGCGCGGCUACAGCGUGUGGGCGGGCGGCGCGGGGGCCGCAUGCGGUGCGGGGGCGGGGGCGGAGCUGGAGGUGGGCGCCCCCGGGGAGCGGCUGCCCCACCGUGCGGCGUACUACCGCGCCUUCCCCACGCGCCUCGACGCGGCCGCGCUCGCCCCGCCCCCCACCAGCGACCGCAGAACUAAUAGCUUGAAGCGUAUAAAGAACGCCAAGUGGCAGGUGAAGGAUUGCCCGCCCGAAAUGCUGCUAGGGGACAUUGGCAGGCGGCUGUCGACCGAAGUGACCCCGGCGGCCAUUGCGCAGAACAACAGGACAUUCGUCGAGAAACUCCUCAAGGAGUGCAAGAGCAAAACCAAGCGGAUGCUGGUGGAGAAAAUGGGCACCGAGGAGUCGGAACUGGGGCUCGGCUGCGAGAUCUCCGUCACCGGAGUGGAGGAGAACACGAUGAUCGCGUCGCUCUGCGACCUCCUGGAGAGGCUCUGGUCCCACGGGCUCCAGCACAAGAUGGGCAAGUCCGCGCUCUGGAUGCACCUCACCAACUACCAGGAGCUGGAGCAGUGCAGCAACUCGACGAAGCCGAUCGACCCCAAUUACCUCACACCAGCUUUGGCCUGGUGCGUAUUAAGGAAGCGAUUGGACUACCUGUCCUCCGUGGGGGCGGAGGUGGAGGCGCAGCAGAGCGGUAGCGGGGGCGGAUCCCGGGACAGUUCCCGCGGUGGCUCCCGGGACAGCUCCCGCGACCGGCUCAGCAACUCGGGCACCCUGGAGAGGAGGUCCAGCCAGCCGGCGAACCCCAUGCGCCCUCUGCCCGAGAGCCUCACCUUCGACAUGCGGAACGUGCAAGCGAUGACGGACAUCAAGACGGAGAUCGGGUACGCACGCGCGUGGGUGCGCCUCUCGCUAGAGAAGAAGCUGCUCUCGAAGCACCUCAGGGAGCUGCUGGCGGACACCACGCUGCUCCGCUCCCAGUACAAGCGCACCGCCUUCCUCCGCUGCGAGGAGGAGCGCGAGCAGUUCCUCUACCACCUGCUCACGCUGAACGCGGUCGACUACCACUGCUUCACGAACACGUAUCCCACUACCAAGCUGCCGUAUCGCGUGCUAAUCGUGCCCUCGCGCAAGGCCAGCCAGACCACCGCCAACUGCUGGCUCUCGAUAUCCGGCGCGAACGGGGAGUCGACCCCCAAAAUACCGAUACCACGGAACACCAACGAGUUUGUUUUCCACCACAAGAACUUGGGCAUCCUGUCGACGCUGCGCAUCGGCCACGACAACAGCGGCCUCUCGCCGCGUUGGCUUCUCGACCAGGUGUUCGUCAGGAACGAGGUCACCGGCCACACAUACACGUUCCCGUGCAACCGCUGGCUGGGCACGGGCGUGGACGACGGCUCCACCGAGCGGCUGGUGGUGGCCGCGCGGCUGAGGGGCGAGCGCCCGCCCAGGACGCCGGCGCCCGCCGCGCUGCCGCCCGCCCUCUCGCCCACCGCCACGCACCUCUCCACCUCCACCAUUCAGCACAUGAUCGGCGACUGCGUCAACGCAAUAGUCAAGUGGCACUACCAAUCGAAGCGCGAAAAAGAUGCGAACUCCCUAAGCGUGCUGUUGUGCGGCGAGAACGGCCUCGUCAAGUGCCUGGAGCAGGCGUUCCUGUGCGGGUUCAAAUCCGCCCGCCUGUUCGGGAAGAACCUCUUCAUUUGGGACUACUUCGCGCGCGUGAAGGACGAGUUCAAGCUGAGCCUGUGCGAGGAGGGUGGCGGGGGCGGGGGCGGGGGCGGGGGCGGCUGCGGCGUGGCGUACAACUGCCGCCAGGACCAGGAGCACCGCGCCAUCUGGCGCUGCUACUGCCACCUGCUGGACGAGGUGAACGCGGCGGGCAGGGCGCUCGGCAAGGACGGCAAGUUCCAGCUCUUCGUCUGCCUCAGCCUGAGGGAACACUGGCUGCACAGGAUGCUGGUCCCUAUGUCCCUGACGCGGGUUACCGCCGAAAUGUACGAAGAGCAGAGCUUCUUGCGGAAGCGGGGACUCCUCACCUUCCUGCGUCAGAUCCUGGAGCCCCUGGACGAGUUCGAUAUCGUCUUGGAGAACUCCCUUACGCAAGGCAUU